Molecule: messenger RNA, 1309 nt
Organism: Glossina fuscipes
Lineage: Eukaryota; Metazoa; Arthropoda; Insecta; Diptera; Glossinidae
Exons: 3
Coding region: 125-1210 (361 amino acids)
Source: RefSeq, a predicted model, not a curated record
GGUGGAAACUUAAGUGUUAAGUUUAGCUCCCCGUCGCUAUUAAAGUUUUAUUGCGAAACGAAACUGAAUUUAUUGAAAGGAUAACAAAAGCAAAUACAAGCGUAAAUACUUUUUUUCAAUUAAAAUGAAAUUCAUGAACGCAUUUGCUUUACUACUGGUGAUCGUGACUCUGGUGGCUGUUAGUCAGUCCUUACCAGCGAAAAGAUUAGUUUAUUACCAACAGCCCGGUCAUUAUUUUACUAAUGGUCCUCAACGUAUGAUGUACGUUCAGUAUGUUCAACCUUCUCAUACUUUUGCACGCUCCACACAAGCAGCUGAAGCUUUGGUGGCCGGCGAAACUGUCGCCACUGGCACUUAUCUAAAGGAUUGCGAUCAUGCUGAAACUGAUUUAGCUGCUGCCGGUCCUGUGCUUGAUGUCGCUCUUGAAGAAGACUCAAAUUUAGAAGAAGAUAUUUUAUCUGCUGCAGGAGAUCAUGGUGUGCAAUCGGUGGCUGAAGCUUAUCCUGCCGUUAGCAAUGUUGAGGUACCUGUGGAAGUUGAUUUGGUAGCGGAAGAGAAUGAAAUUCCUGGCGAGGGCUCAGAUUCGGCCAAAGCUCCCCGCGAUUUCAAUUAUGAUGGUAAUGGUGAAAAAGUUGAAACAUCCGAGCACACUGCGUCCUCGGCUACAAUCGAAGAAAGUGUGUACACUACGCUACCUGUGACGGCAGAAGAAGUUGAAGUGCCCGCUGUGGAUAUUAAACUAAAAGAAUUACCCCCACCUGCACCUAUUUCGCCUGUGCAAUUACCAACUAAACGCUAUUUACCUUCAAAGAAGAAGGUUUUCGUUGAAUUGGAACAAUCUGCUGAUGUCGGCGAACAAUUGAAAGUAGCAGCUAAAGAAGAUGAUGAUGAUAAAAUAAUCGAUCAGGAUGAGGAAGACGUGGAGGAGGAAGAAAGUGAAGAUGCAAUUGCUGCCGGUAUUCCCAAAUCACCUGCUCGUAUACCAAAUGCUCGGCGCCCGCUAGUUAAGAAACCAGCGAGAGCCUCUGAGAAACCGAAAUCGCCAGCCGGCAGCUUCUUCCCCAUUGACUUUGGUGGCACUUCAGGUGGUGCUAUAGCCAUUGCGAAUGCCUACAGCACCGGUGAAGGAGGCUCUGCUACUAGUCAUGCUAUUGCUUAUGGUUCCCCAGAGGCAUCGCGCACUCGUACGCGUCCUAGCAAAUUACAUUAGAUUUUUUCGACAGGAUUUCGUUUCUUUCUGUUUCCAUAAAAAUUUGACUAUUUUCGACUUUCUUUCCAUUUAACGGGGAAUUAUCGAAAUCUAAUAUAU